AUGUCAGUAGUGGCUUCAUUCGUGUUGGAAUGUGCUCGAAGUGGUCGAUGGGUACGAGGUAUUUUAGCACUUCAAGGAAACCUAAAUUCGACAGAAGUAGAUGUUUCUAGAGCAAGAAUUCAACUAGCGAGUAGAAUUUUUGAAAAGCAGUGGCGUACAGCAUUAGAUAUGGUAAGGACGAGUGAUGUUUCUCACGUAGAUGAAAUGUCUAAUUUCCUUUAUGAGUGUUCCAAAAGUGCUUAUGUUCCUUCUGAUGUCUUUAAUAAUGUGGCAAUUACACUUCUGCAAAGUGCGAAAGAUAAUGACGAAAUUCAGAAUCAACUUUUUCGUUCAGUUGUAAAAUGGACAACAUGGUCCCAAGCACUAGAAUUAUUUACUCAUGUCAAAUUACCAAAUGAGAAAAGCUUAAUAGAGUUAGAUGAGUGGCUCAAAUGUAGCCGUAUGUUUGGAAGUAUUAACAAGAAACGUACGAUAGAUUCUGCUCUGAUGCAAUUAAAUCUCCCUGAUAGUAGAGGCAACAAUCUAAAGACAAAAGGCCACUCUUUAAAUAAGAAGAACGUGUCAGUUGUUCGAAAAGAGAUUAAAGGACAAACUGAGUUAACUGAUGUUUUAGGUGCAUUAAAAUCGGGUAAACAUCUUAGUAUGGUUUCAUUGGUAAAGCUUGCAAAAUUAGCUACUACUGAAGGGUGUGUUUCGUGGAAACUACCCUUAUCACUUGUCAUGAAACACCGUAUUGUAGAUGACUGUAAUGAUGUAUUUGCAAAAAUGGUAGGUGUAUGUUCCCCCCAAUUAUGGCAAGUCGCGCUUAAUAAUUUUUCUUUGAAUGGAAAAAUUGCUUUAUGGUUGGCAUCUUCUCAAAACUGGAAAGCUGCUCUGAUAGUAUCGCAAAGUGUUUUAUUAUCAGAUCGAGAGAAAUAUGAUAUUCUUAGUCGUUCUUUAACUCCCACUACACAACUAAGGAAAGUUCUUCCUCCAACUAGAGCGACAGAACGAGUCUAUGAACCAACCAAAAAAGCAAUUGCAUCUAUGCUUGCUAGUGGAUAUCUUCUUGAAGAACUUCAGUUAAGUGCUUUUGCAAAAUCAUGUCAGCGUAAUGGUGACUGGGAGUCAGCUCUCUACCUUUUUAAUCGUAUAGGCACAGAAGAAUUUCAACAACGAGCCAUUAAAACUCUUUUGGAACAUUCUCCAAAUGUCAAAAUGGAACAAAUACUUGGACUUGUGGAUUAUCGCAAACCAGCGAAUACUUCUACAGCUUCAAUGUUGAUAAAAAAUUCCAGUGAUUGGUUGCAAGCUUUAUUUGUUUUCCAUUACAUUUUGUCACGGGGAACCCAGUGUAAUCCACAAAUAUUAAGUGCCCUUAUGGAUGCAAAACCACCAAUUGGGGUCCUAUCGACAGUUAUUGAAAAACUAAAAUGGACAGCAAAUGAUGGUAUACUCCGUCGCAUGGAAUACUUAAAGAAGAAUUCUUCUGAAACGUCAUAA
Trypanosoma theileri is the source of this 1482-nucleotide messenger RNA. RefSeq lists its product as uncharacterized. The record is from RefSeq and is a predicted model, not a curated record. The transcript has a single exon. The coding region runs from base 1 to 1482 and encodes 493 amino acids. Lineage: Eukaryota; Euglenozoa; Kinetoplastea; Trypanosomatida; Trypanosomatidae.